This is a messenger RNA of Talaromyces stipitatus ATCC 10500, 1287 nucleotides long. RefSeq lists its product as uncharacterized. Bases 1 to 705 code for a protein of 234 amino acids. The transcript is spliced from 2 exons. The record is from RefSeq and is a predicted model, not a curated record. Lineage: Eukaryota; Fungi; Ascomycota; Eurotiomycetes; Eurotiales; Trichocomaceae.
AUGGCCCCCAUAAGACGCUACCUCCGAAUCAGCAAAUACUCCGUCCUAGAAUGUCGCAUCUUCCUCGAAAACCCGGCUGAUACGCGCUGGCUGCUAGACACCACUUCUCGAGAUCCGGUCCUACCGCGAAUAUUUAAUACUAUCAAACCGCAUGUGUUACCUAAACUGCGGGAGGAGAAUGAGCGCGCUUUAGCGAAGAAGAAGAGUAAUCCGGUUAAGGAUGUUUUGGUUGAGGAGGAUUUCGAAGUCGCGAUAUUCCUGCGCGAGUCUGGGACAAGACAUUCGCUACUUACGAAGCAGAAGACGUUUGGGAAUCGAGAGAGGAUAAAGAGUAACUCGAAUAUACUCACCGGAUCAGCGACGACGGAAAUUCUCGUGGAAAGUGAUGAUGAAGAUAACCCUCGAACGGGGAUCAAUAUGAGUGAUAUACCCGAGGUAGCUGAUUCAGAAGACUCAGAUACAGAAAAACGGACUGGGAAUGCUGCAGCAGAGACUACGGAUAAUAUCAAUGACAAAAAGCUUCAACUUACGACAAGUUACGAGGGAUUCAGUAUUUGGGGAUGGGUUUUGUGUCUGCUUGUGACGCGAAAGGGUCAUAAGAGUCGUAAAGGAGGAGCUGGUGGUUCUGGGGCGGUUGCUUCUGGACAGGCUCUGAUGGAGGAGUGGAUUGGGACGCAGAUGCAGCCGGGCCUUGAUGAGGAUUAGACUGGUUUCGUCAGCUUGCAAGUUAUAGUGUCGACAGCAUUUGUUGUACGAAGCAUUUUGUUGGAUGCUCGUCUAUCUUAGACCGGAAUAGGUCGCUGGACGUCAUAGCAUGCGAUAUCUACAAGGGAUAAAGUUAUCUACCCAGCAUUGCUCAAAUGUUCCACACGAAUCGAUAGACGCGCCAUGGAGACAGACCUUUUCACCGACUAUAACAUCGCCCACGGUGGACAGCAGCAUAUCCCCCUCCAAUAACCUUAGUUAUUGACAUGGUCUGGCUCAUGGAAUUCGUCAACCAGACUCAGCGGUGUCUGAAUCAGGAAAACCAAGCAUCAUCUCAACAUGCUGAACAUUUCAACCUCCAUGAGUCUUUCAGCCACAGACAAAGCUGUCUUCUUUGCGCCCUAUCAUGAUUGCCGCUUAGAGGUUUGUCGAAAAUUACUAACCUUUCACGGUGCCCAAAAAGGCUAGUCUAACAGGUCAAACAGCAUGACACAAUUGCCGGCGCGUCACGGGCAAACUGAGCUCAUUUCUUCCCCUAGACAAUCUCUGUAAUUUAUUCUGCAACUUACUGCCCUCUCCUCU